AUGCCAGCUGCUAUUGAUCCAACAUACUUUCCUAUUCCCUCUGUUGCCACGGAAAAGAAUCCAUUGGCGCCUCGUAUCUGGCCAGGCAUCUCCCCCGAAUCAACUACUGCUUUGAGGGAAGCUCUGACCGAGAAUCAGAAGAAACACCAUGUUUUCUUCAACUUUCGCGGUUUCCACAACCAUAUCCCUCAUACUCUUUUGACACUGUGGGCUCUCGGAGCAGAUGCCUCCAUUAUAAGAAAGACGUUUGAAGAGAAUAGCAAAGAUCAAAGGGAUGCGUUUGUCUCUCCCAAUCCCAUCACAAAGGAAAAUUGGAAGGAUUACUUGGGCGAUGAAAAUUACUAUCAGGCAUACCUUGAAUUCUUCAAAGCUGAAGUCAUUGCGAAGGACGUCAGCGCAAUAUUAGAAGAGUAUAUCUUUUCUGCUAGCGCUAAUGUCGGCGCUGGAGAUAAUCAUCCGGCAAUGUUGAACCGUCUCUUGGCGGGCCUUUUCCACCCCCUCAUUCAUGUUGGACUAGGUGUUGAAUUCGCUGUACCGGGUGUUUUGGCUGAAGGCCUUGCCCAGAUCGCAGUGCACAAGGCAGAAUCACCCACUUUAUUCCCUCCUUCAAUCUUUAGUGAAGGUGGUGCAGUGGAGAGCCUUGUGUCCCAAUUCGCAAGUAAAGUGGGAUUAGGGGACAAAGGCGUGACUGGAAAGGGGCUACACGCGUUCACAAUCCUUGCACGAGUUCUCGCAAAUCCCGCACUUGCCCCAGUCGAGUUAAAGAAUCCCAUGGGCUUCUACAAGGAAAACCUGGACAAUUCAGCUGAAACAAUCGUCAAGUACGUCGACGAGUGGAUUGGGGGCGGCGACAACUUGCAAGACAAGGUCAAAGAGCUCAUUUGGCUCUCUUCCUUGAUAUAUGGAGUAGGCGGAUUCGAGGGGUCUGACAAGCCUUUCAACGCCGACUUUUUCAAUGUUACUUCGUACAUCAAGCCGUCCUCUCAAGUCCUUUUAUUGAAGGGAUACCUGUCCCUGACUUUGGUAUGGUAUAUUGCACGCCAUAGGUAUCCCAUCGACAUCGCACGCUUUUUCAACGACGAGAGCUUGCUGCACCCCACCCCUCCAGGUGCCCACCCAACUCCUCACGCCGAAGCAUACCCAUCCGCCAGCUCUCCUCACGCCGUAACACCCGAACCCUGGCUCGCCAUCAUCCAAUCAACCCUCACGCAUCCAGAUGAUCAUAUAUCCAAGCUUCAGCGCGCUCUUGCUGACUACUCCUCACGCUUUGGCUCCAUACCUAAGGGAGAAUUUGCCGGAACGGAGCUCAAGGAUGCAGAGUUGAUUGAUGGGUCUUUGUUCGUGAGGGCUGCUGGGUUAUCUACAGCGAGGCUGGGCUGGGUCAGGGAGGGACAACCUCCCCUAGGAGCAGACUCCCCGGUACCUGUGGUAUGGGAUCGACGCGGACUGGGUCUACCACCGGUUUCUGACUUGUAUCCAGCUCGAAAGUAA
Psilocybe cubensis is the source of this 1491-nucleotide messenger RNA. RefSeq lists its product as uncharacterized. The record is from RefSeq and is a predicted model, not a curated record. Bases 1 to 1491 code for a protein of 496 amino acids. Gene Ontology annotation, molecular function: oxidoreductase activity. Lineage: Eukaryota; Fungi; Basidiomycota; Agaricomycetes; Agaricales; Agrocybaceae. The transcript is spliced from 5 exons.